Molecule: messenger RNA, 985 nt
Organism: Boeremia exigua
Lineage: Eukaryota; Fungi; Ascomycota; Dothideomycetes; Pleosporales; Didymellaceae
Exons: 2
Coding region: 102-905 (267 amino acids)
Cellular component (GO): cytoplasm
Molecular function (GO): aralkylamine N-acetyltransferase activity
Source: RefSeq, a predicted model, not a curated record
CAACAACACAACUCCACGGCUUCCUCCAGGCUCCAGCACCGCUUGCUGCACUUGUGCCCAUUCACCGCCGUCGAACCCUGUGCAAUCCCUGACCAUCGAACAUGCCACGCGAUCUGCUAGCCGACAAGGCCCUGGAAUCAAUGCCCCAGUUGUCAAGAGAGCCCGCUGCUGCCAGCCCUCCGCCCGAGAAGUCCAAAGCAAAUCCUUAUGGAACCUCUUUGGUCCGCGUGGGAGAUCCCUUCAGCAAGAUGACCAACAGCAAGAUCCAUCCUUUCUCCUCAUUGCUCAGUGUAGACGAUCUGGACGACUGCGACUGGCUUGAGCAUGCCGCAUUCGAUCCAAUUGAGGCGGCAUCGCGGGAAAAGAUUGAGUACCGGCUGAGAACAUGCGGCGAGCUAUGUACCGGGAUUUUCUCAUCAGCGUAUCCCACCUCCCCAGGACCUCUAGGGGCGAUACAGAAGACACGCACAUUCCCUUCUGUUGACUCUCGCGACUCGGAUCGAAAACGUAUCCUGCUGGGUCACGUUAUCAGUACCAAGUCAUCAUCCAAGCUGGUCACUGACGAUUCCAUGGACUAUCCCAAGGAUUUCCGCACCAAGUACCAGCUCACACCCAGCAUCGGCCACAACGAGGAUGGUGAAACCGUUUGUCUGCAUUCGCUAUGUGUGCACCCCGACUUUGCAAGCCAAGGGCUAGGGAAAAUGCUUCUAACGAGCUAUGUGCAAAGAAUCAGGGACUCCGGAGUCGCGAGGCGCAUCGCCCUGCUGUGCCGAGAGCGACUGGUCGGCUUUUACGAGAGCGCCGGAUUCAAGAAAGUGGGGCCGAGCAAGUGUCAGUAUGGGGGCGGCAACUGGUACGACAUGGUCAUCGAAUUUGAUGGUGGCCACGAUGACCAUGACUUUUAAAACAUGCAUUCUAAAAUUGAAGCUUCUUCUUGAAGUCUGGCAUCCUAUGUGCACAAAUCUCUUUUGAACUCAGUUAAGCU